Messenger RNA from Pisolithus orientalis, 788 nucleotides. RefSeq lists its product as uncharacterized. Gene Ontology annotation, cellular component: spliceosomal complex; intracellular anatomical structure. Gene Ontology annotation, molecular function: RNA binding. The transcript is spliced from 5 exons. The coding region runs from base 122 to 562 and encodes 146 amino acids. NCBI's taxonomy places the organism in Eukaryota, Fungi, Basidiomycota, Agaricomycetes, Boletales, Pisolithaceae. The record is from RefSeq and is a predicted model, not a curated record.
GAUAGUUGUAUCUUCAAAUGGAUCAUGGCCAGUUUCAUAGAAUUUUGAAAUCUGAGGUCGUGUCCUACCCUAAUUGAUUGCCGGAUUUGCCCAGCUGUAAACUCGCACUCAACUUGCACUAAUGAAACAUGCCAUAUCACCGACACAACAAGUCGAUGGUGGGAACGAGUGGUCUGAGGGACUGACUGGAUGUUUACAAUAUGCGAGAUGGUUGGAAAGCGGCAAUCGAAGAUUACUACCCUCUGUAAUUGGCAACUACCAACUCCCAUGGUUCAUGGCUUCCCGCAAAACCGGUGCCAAUGGCGCCCCAACGCCUGCAACAAAGGAGCUGCUCGUUGGCUUCGUUACUCGGACGGUAACAGGUAAUCAGAUUCGCAAAGCUCUGGAACAUGAAGUCAAUCCUUUUACCAAGGCAUUGCGCACUCCACAGUACAGGAAGAUACUCGAGACAAGGAAAAAACUACCUGUAUACUCGCAGAUGGACCGGUUCCUCAAGAUGUUCAAGGACAAUCAAAUUAUUGUCAUCGUCGGCGAGACCGGAUCUGGCAAGACAACACAGUGAGUGUCGCUCCAAGAAACAUUUUUUUGUCUUGUCGUUUUGAACUGCCACCUAUCGAAUGGACUCUACCGAUAGAAUACCGCAGUUUGUCGCUUAUUCGGAUUUGCCCCAUGCCAAGGGCAAAAUCGUCGCCUGCACACAACCACGACGUGUCGCUGCGAUGUCUGUCGCCAGACGAGUCGCAGAAGAAAUGGAUGUGGAGCUUGGUAGAGAAGUCGGUUACUGGAUA